AUGUUCCUACAAAUUUUCAUUGCUGGAAUAGUUAUAUUAAUAACAAUACUUAUAUGCAGGCUUGGAUCUUUUCUUUACAAAUGGUCAACAAAGCGUCACAACGUCCCACCAGAUGUGGUCAUUUUGUAUCAAAUUGGGAGAGGUCCAUUUGCGCCCAGCGUCUCCCCCUUUCCUUUAAAAUUGGAGACAUUUUUACGGAUGACAAAAACACCGUACGUUAACGAUCACUCGGGUAAGUUUUCCUCCAAAAGGAAAACGCCUUGGAUAGAGUAUGACGGAAAAUCUAUAGCUGAUUCCCAGUUCUGCAUUGACUAUAUAAAGAAAAAAAGAGGGGUGGACGUUAAUGGCGACCUGUCUCCCUCAGAUCAAGCGGUGGCCAGAGCGUUUCAAAAGAUGACAGAAGAAAAUCUAUAUUGGACUAUGUGUAUAGAAAUGUUCGGCGAGGACACAUCCACAGUGGAGAAGGUUAUACCAUACAAAGGGCUUAAACUCUGGCUCACCAUUUGGUUCCUUAAACGUGUCAUCAAGAAAGAGACGUGGGGCCAUGGGAUAGGCCGACACACCCAGGACGAGGUCUGGACCAUAGCUGUAGAUGACAUGACUGCAAUAUCGAACUUUCUUGGGGACAAGGAAUUUUUUAUGGGAUCUGAGCCAAGCGAAGUAGACUGUGCGAUGUUUGGAAUGUUAUCCAUGAUAAUAUUGAACAUGCCGAACUCAAAACAUGACAGAUAUGUUAGAGAAAAUUUGCCAAACAUAGUUCUUUACUGUGAACGGAUGAAACAACGGUUUUGGCCUGAUUGGGAAAGUCACAUUCUAACCAGCAGCAAGUACGAAAAUGAUGACGGAAAAAUUUAUUUCAAAUCACAAGAAGAAAAAACAUCCUAAAGAACUAGAGCUGUUGUAUUUAACAUUCUACGACGAAAUUGUUCUAAUGGUUUGGAAACAAUGAAGAGCGUAAACGCAGCAAAUUAACCUAGGUUUUGAGUCCCAAAAGUGAAACAUGGCAGAAGUGUUUAAAUGCCGGGAUUUCUUAAAUUUCCCGGGAUGGUUCCUGUCAUUACAAUUUUCAUUGUGCACGUUGUUACUGAGAUCAGCUGAUCGUGUUGUACUUUAUUUUGAGCUCACCUGAGCUAGCCCAGGUGAGCCACUCUGAUGGUCUAGAUUUGUCCGUUGUCAUGUGUUCUCAUUUAAGUUUGCCCUUCCGUAAUCUCUGAAGAUUUUUACCUCUCGUUCAGAACUGGAACAAUUUUUAAACCGUGCAAUUUCACACAAUACAUCUUUGAAUAAAGAGUUUUCAAAAUUUAAAGUAAAAUCCUUGACUCUUUCAUGGGAGAAAAGAAAAAAAGAUGAAAAUGAUUGGGUUCAUUUAAAACUCGUAUAUGAAGAUUCAAUGUUGUUCAAACUGACUACAUAUUCUUUACAUACACACUGUAAAAUACCAAAGUCUCAAAUGAUAGGAGAAAAAAAAUAUUCAUAUUUGCUUAUCAAAAACAUUUUUGAACAUGGCAAGUUCAGAGAAGAUGUUUAGUAACUAUUAAAACUUAUUUAGUGUAGCCUCAAGUGUGAUAAGUUUUGGCCCCUGGACACAACGUAACGUGAAUGUAUUUUUUUUAAACUCUUCCCAUUAAGAACAGUAAAAACUGUAAUUUGUCAAGUCAAGAUGCCUGUAAAUAGAAGUAUGUUAAAAUCGCCCUGUAAUGAAGGUUCAAUGGUGAAUACAUGUGUAUACUUGUAGUAAAUCAUGUCCUUUGGCUUAUUUGAGGGUUAAAAAGGGACUUCAUUUCUGGUUCACUCAUGUACAUGUAUUUAAAUAUCGUAAUUUGACUCAAGUGGGCAUUGUGACUUUGAUCUUGGAAAAGUACCGAUAUACUGUUGCUUCUGCAAGUUGACCAAUAAAAAUUUGUAUAUUAAGUUAAUUUUUAUUUCAUAUUUUGAAAAAAAGGGGUAAAUCACAUUAGAAAAAAUGAACAUGAAAUUUUAUUCAUUAAUGGCCAACAAAAUAAAAUUCACCUCAAAAUAAUUUACCAAAGCCACGGAUAAAAUAAAAGUCGUGUCCAUGAAUUGCCAUCUAGCGUGAAGAGCUUAAUUUGCAUCCGUUACAUCCUUUUCUUUUGAAUCGAUUAUACAAUCUAUAUGAAAAACGUUUCUACGAUAAAGAAAGAAAAGUUAGAAAACCGUUGUUUCGAUCUUUUUAAAGUCGUUUAUUUGAGUCUUAAAAUCGCCAAAUUGGUACUAUUUUAAAUUAAUACGCAAGUCAGAGAUUGCUGCAGCGACCGUGGCAACAACAAAGAAGUCCAAAUAUCGGUAAUUGUUUUUGGAAGUAUAAGAAUUGCAUUUAGAGGAUUAAUUUAUUGCGUUGAACUAAUGGAUAUUUGAAGACAUAUAAGUACUAAAAGUGUCCCUUUAUUAAAAGACCUGUUUUGAUAUUUGAAUAAGUACAAUUUAUUCAAAACCUUCUACAUGAAGUCUCUUGCAGUGGCGUUCAGUACGACAUUUAGAUGUAUCGACGACAUAUCAUAUAUGUUAUGUUUUUUAUUUCCCUGAACUAUGAAAUAAACGACAUCUCAGAGUCUGUCGCAUCUGUUUCAUAUUUGUAUGUUUUACUAGAGAAAGACAUUGAUGGCAAACUAAUAAAAUUUACAAGAAACAUAA
Molecule: messenger RNA, 2652 nt
Organism: Saccostrea echinata
Lineage: Eukaryota; Metazoa; Mollusca; Bivalvia; Ostreida; Ostreidae
Product: failed axon connections homolog
Exons: 6
Coding region: 1-885 (294 amino acids)
Cellular component (GO): cytoplasm
Source: RefSeq, a predicted model, not a curated record